Aricia agestis (brown argus) is the source of this 2894-nucleotide messenger RNA. It is a transcript of the gene bora, whose product is annotated as protein aurora borealis. Gene Ontology annotation, cellular component: cytoplasm; nucleus. Lineage: Eukaryota; Metazoa; Arthropoda; Insecta; Lepidoptera; Lycaenidae. Bases 90 to 2123 code for a protein of 677 amino acids. Gene Ontology annotation, biological process: regulation of mitotic nuclear division; activation of protein kinase activity; regulation of mitotic spindle organization. The transcript has 8 exons. The record is from RefSeq and is a predicted model, not a curated record. Gene Ontology annotation, molecular function: protein kinase binding.
UACCGUAAUUUGUAUUCUGUGGUUAUGUUUGACGGACGACGGUGGUUUGACGUUGGUUGUGAUGAAAUAUUUUCGACGUUAUUUUCGAAAUGAGUUUUAAAAAUGAUAAUUUUAGUGAUAUUUACAAUAAAUCAACUCCUCCUCCUAAGGUGAAAGUGAGAAACCCUUUCGAUAGAGCUUUAAUCGAAAGGUUACACAAGCCAAUAUGCAGUCCAGGAAUGUGCAAAAUAUAUAAAAAGAAGAAUAGGGGAUCAUUUCGAUGGGAGAUAGACCAGACUUGUACGUUGGUACCUGCAGAUAUCGUGGUCUGCAGUAGUCAAUUUGAACCAUCCCCAGACCCUGCCUUAGAAAAAAUUGCCGAAGAGGCUAACGAAAAGUUUUUUUCUCAAGAGAUGGUGAUGCCUAGCCCACUAGAAUCAUCCAAAAAAGUAAAACCAUUGAUAGCAUCCUUUGAAAGCAGUGUACAAACAACUACUAGCAUUGAAAGUGUACAUACCAAAGAAACUAAAGAUGUUUCAGCCCAAACAAUGUUAACCUUUCCACCAAUACUCCCACCGGAAAUUGAAAAAAUUCUAGAACCGUACUGCAAUUAUACAGAGGAGAAUGACAUUUUUGGAGAAUACGAGAUAACAGCAAAUGGAUCUCUACGACGUAAGCUGUUUUUUGAAGAACAGAGCGACAAGGAUUAUUAUGAUUCUGAACAGACAGAUGACGAGAUUCACGUAGAACAGCGACCACCGUCAAAUUGCGAGUCACACACCCCUGUUGUGUUUAGCCCUGAUGAAUUAAGCAAUGAUUUUGUAUCUAGAGGAAUGAAGCGCACUUUCGGAACUCCCCUUCAAAACCGCCAGUCAAGGAAUAAGCCGAGGAACAAAAUUCUGGACGUAGUGGACUUUGGCGAGCCUUGUUUCAGCCCGAUCGAGUUUCAGACCCCCAAGCGAUGUGAGAACUCAACCACUUCGUCCUCUCUCGCAUCCGCGUCCAUUUCUCCUGUAACAAAAGCGAUAUCCAGUGAUGAAGAGAAAAACAACCUAACUUCCCCCGAGUGUGAAGCUAUGGCCACAUGUUUGGAUUGCUUUGAUUCUGAGGCUACCGGGGAUAAGAAGUGCUUCUGUAAAUCCACACCAAAUAAAUCGUCUUUGAUGCGAAGUACUUCCCUCAAAGAUUCGCCACACAAAAGUCGAAGGGGCUCGCUGCUGAGAGAGAAACGUAGCCUCAGCAUGUCGAGUUUGCACCGAAGUCGAUCUGUUCAGAAGUUGGACUUCAGCAUGGAUAUGAGCAUAGAUGUGUCCAUGCACAAUAGUUUUCAUACUAAUUCUGAAAGCAGUCCACUUGAAAAGGAGUCCAGGACGUGGUCUAUAGAAGAAGAUCCAAGCAUUCAACAUCUAGUCAAGAUAGAGUCACUUAAGAAUAAGUCCGACGUUCAGUCUUCCACUAAAAUACACAAUAUUUACACUCUCGACGAAACGCCGAUAAAGGGAAGCAAAAGAAACAACGUCCUAGCUCACGAGAUAAGCAAGAUGCGUAACAUACGAGUGAGUCCAGAAAAAAUGUCUCUAGAUAGUAGCUUAGAUAAUUUCGAUAUACCCCCUACUAUGGAGGAUAGAAAGAUAGACUUCAAUAAGGUUGAUCUCAAAUUUUUGACUGAAAAUAUUUCGCAAGUAGAGUAUAAUUGUACUAAAGUGACAAACGAUACAACAACAAGCUUUAAAAGAGUCGAUAGCGGUUUUAAUGAGAACACAUUCAAUGUUAAUGCCUCUAGUUACUACGAAAGUGCCAUAAAACCUUCCGAGCUAACUGUUACGAAUGCGUCAAAGUGUGAAACUAAGACAGCGCUACGGGAGAUUUCAAAUGUGAAUUGGAUGAGAGUGGACAGCGGAUUCAAGGAUGACACUUCCGGUGACAGCAUGCAGUUUUAUCCAGAAACUUCCGCGAGAAAAGUGAUCAGUGAAUUUCAGAAGUUUCAUGAUAAAGAGAAUAUGGAAGAUUUCGAUAAGUUGUUCCAAGCGCCGAUAAGGGCUGAAACGAUGUCCAUGUCAGACAUUUUCAACGAUGACAUGACAUUUAACUGUAACUUCUCUUCGACGCCGUCUAAGAAUAAAAACCGUAAGGCGACUUCAUGAUAGUAAAGUAAUGAAGCAGUGACACCUGCAGCCUUACCCCCGAAACCGAUACGAUUAUUAUUUACUGAUUAGUUCCAAAUUGAGCCGCAGCACGAUCGUGCGCUAGUAUAGCUGUCAAGAGUGGGAAGAGACGAGACCGAAUUAGUUCCAAAUUGAGCCGCAGCACGAUUUUGCGCUAGUAUAAUAUGUAUAUGUCGGAAGUAGCAAAAGCUGUUAUUCGUAUAAUUUUCUUAAUUCUCGAUUCUGUUUCUGUCGGGAGUAAGGCAGCUGGUAUCAAAAGUUUUUAAGGGGCCCCAGAUCCAAAAUAAUUUUAAGGAGGGGCGCAAUAAUAGCCCGGGGCCUAAUAUAAUACAACACCAACUACGCCAAUGUAACGAAGUUUAAUGAAUUUUAGAAGGUAAAUUGACUUUAGUAUAAUUUUUGACAGGAGGCCAUUCAUAUGGAACCUCAUUAGAUAUUCAAAACAAAAAUAUUUCAUUGAUAUACUCUGAUUUAUAAUUUCAGCCAGUAAGUUUACUUUUUUGCAUUUCAUUUCUUCUUACUUCUUUUGUACAGUAAUUUUUGACUGUCAUCCUGCUGGGUGUGAAAAUAAUUCCGAGUAUACAUACAGUAUUUAAAUUGAAGAUUUCAUGGUAACACUUGUGCCAACAGCGAUAAAUUUGGGUGUGUCCAUAAGAACAUUUGCUCUCUAUGGGCAAAUAGGCAAUUAUAAUAGCUAUUUUAUAGUGGCUCAAAAACCAAACCAUAUUAUUUCAUAUUAAAUUUAAAUUA